This is a messenger RNA of Otolemur garnettii (small-eared galago), 3801 nucleotides long. RefSeq names its product polypeptide N-acetylgalactosaminyltransferase 10 (gene GALNT10). The transcript has 12 exons. Lineage: Eukaryota; Metazoa; Chordata; Mammalia; Primates; Galagidae. The record is from RefSeq and is a predicted model, not a curated record. The coding region runs from base 94 to 1905 and encodes 603 amino acids. Gene Ontology annotation, cellular component: Golgi apparatus.
GAGCUGCUGCCGCCGCCGGGCGGACGGGCGGACGCUCGGAGCUGGGGGCGGCGCGGCGGUGCCGGCGGGGCGCGGCGGGGCUGACUGGCCCCGAUGAGGCGGAAGGAGAAGCGGCUCCUGCAGGCUGUGGCUCUGGUGCUGGCGGCCCUGGUCCUCCUUCCCAACGUGGGGCUCUGGGCGCUGUACCGCGAGCGGCAGCCCGACGGCACCCCCGGGGGAUCGGGGGCGGCGGUGGCCCCGGCGGCAGGACAGGGCUCACACAAUCGGCAAAAGAAGACGCUUUUCUUUGGAGAUGGGCAGAAGCUGAAGGACUGGCAUGACAAGGAGGCCAUCUGGAAGGAUGCUCAGCGCGUAGGAAAUGGAGAACAAGGGAGGCCUUACCCCAUGAGUGAUGCUGAGCGAGUGGAUCAGGCAUACCGAGAAAAUGGAUUUAACAUCUACGUCAGUGAUAAAAUCUCCCUGAAUCGUUCUCUCCCUGACAUCCGGCACCCAAACUGCAACAGCAAACGCUACCUGGAGACGCUCCCCAACACCAGCAUCAUCAUCCCCUUUCACAACGAGGGCUGGUCCUCCCUCCUGCGCACCGUCCACAGUGUGCUGAACCGCUCUCCCCCGGAGCUGGUCGCCGAGAUUGUGCUGGUCGACGACUUCAGUGACCGAGAGCACCUGAAGAAGCCCCUUGAAGCCUACAUGGCCCUUUUCCCCAGCGUGAGGAUUCUCCGAACCAAGAAACGGGAAGGGCUGAUCAGGACUCGAAUGCUGGGGGCCUCAGUGGCCACUGGGGAUGUCAUCACAUUCUUGGAUUCACACUGUGAAGCCAAUGUCAACUGGCUUCCACCCUUGCUUGACCGCAUCGCUCGGAACCGCAAGACCAUAGUGUGCCCCAUGAUCGACGUGAUUGACCACGAUGACUUUCGGUACGAGACACAGGCGGGGGAUGCCAUGCGGGGCGCCUUUGACUGGGAGAUGUACUACAAGCGGAUCCCGAUCCCACCAGAACUGCAGAAAGCAGACCCCAGUGACCCAUUUGAGUCUCCUGUGAUGGCCGGUGGACUGUUCGCUGUAGAUCGGAAGUGGUUCUGGGAGCUGGGCGGGUACGACCCAGGCUUGGAGAUCUGGGGAGGGGAGCAGUAUGAAAUCUCGUUCAAGGUGUGGAUGUGCGGGGGCCGCAUGGAGGACAUCCCCUGCUCUAGGGUGGGCCAUAUCUACAGGAAGUAUGUGCCCUACAAGGUCCCUGCUGGAGUCAGCCUGGCCCGGAACCUUAAGCGAGUGGCGGAGGUGUGGAUGGAUGAAUAUGCUGAGUACAUUUACCAGCGCCGACCCGAGUACCGCCACCUCUCUGCUGGGGACGUCGCAGCCCAGAAAAGGCUCCGCACCUCCCUUAAUUGCAAGAGUUUCAAAUGGUUUAUGACCAAGAUUGCCUGGGACCUGCCCAAGUUCUACCCACCCGUGGAACCUCCAGCAGCAGCUUGGGGGGAGAUCCGCAAUGUGGGCACAGGACUGUGUGCAGACACGAAGCACGGGGCCCUGGGCUCCCCUCUGAGGCUGGAGAGCUGCGUCCGGGGUCGCGGGGAGGCUGCCUGGAACAACAUGCAGGUAUUCACCUUCACCUGGAGAGAAGACAUCAGGCCUGGAGACCCCCAGCACACCAAGAAGUUCUGCUUUGAUGCCAUCUCCCACACCAGCCCAGUCACCCUCUAUGACUGCCACAGCAUGAAGGGCAACCAGCUAUGGAAAUACCGCAAAGACAAGACCCUGUACCACCCCGUCAGUGGCAGCUGCAUGGACUGCAGUGAAAGUGACCACAGGAUCUUCAUGAACGCCUGCAACCCUUCUUCUCUCACCCAGCAGUGGCUAUUUGAACACACCAACUCAACAGUCUUGGAAAAAUUUAAUAGAAACUGAGCCCUCAUGUCCCCUUGGCAGGCCCAUUGGGUCCCCUCUGGCACUCCUUCUGGGAGGCGAGGCCUCUGUGGGCAGCAUGUGUACAAAGUGCCCCCCACACGGUUCAGGGUGAGCUGGAGGAAGGGGUCUGCCUGUUCCUUCAGCCCUUGAGUCAUGGGGUGCUGUGGAAAGCAGAGCCUACAGAGAGUGGAUCCCUACUGGCAUCACGGAAAAUUGGCAGGGCCUUUCCAACUUUAUCAUAAUGUCCCCCUGAGCAUUACGCAGGAGAAUAGCAGGGCGGUGCUAGGCCACCCAAACGUGGUCCUGCGAGGUUGUGCAGCCCUCCAGUGGCUCUCCAACGUGACGGUGCUUCAGAAGAAAGGCAGAAUGUGCCUGUGUGGGCAGCUUUUAGCACCGCUGCCGCCCAUCUGCAGCAGAAGAGAAAGAAGUCCUGUCAGGGCCUUUAGUUUCUGCUGUCUUGGGGGUGACUCCAAUUACUGCCCAGCUUCUGUCCUCUGUCACAGCCCCAGAUGAUCCAGUCAAAGGCCAUACCCAGGACCCUCAGAGCGUUCAGUACCUAAGGCAGCAUUUUGAAAUGCCCGUUUAAACGCACUCCAGGCACAAGGAUGGCCCAGACACCAGCUUUUAAGGGCUGUGUUUCGGAUGCCCUUGAGUCCAUGGAAAAGUCCGAGUAGAAGACCUCCAAACUAGAAAUGCUGGCUGAACAUCCCCAUCCAUGCUUCCAUUUCCCUCUCUUGCUCCAAGCAGUUACCUGCCUCGAGAAGAAGAGAGGGGCUACCAGGUGCUUGCCUUACACAUCUGGAGGCCUCCAGGAUCAACUGUGGGCAAGAUGCCUCGCCUCUGACCUCACCGUGGUUCUAGUUCUCACACAGAACUCCAGAAUUCUUGAAUGACUCUGUAAUUUGAUUGCAAACGAGAAUGGUACAUAGGAUUCUGGUGUUCCAGCAUCCAAUAUGGAUUUCUAGAAUGCUGUGAUUAAAGCAGCUAGACAGGUGUGAUAUAGUCCAGGCAGCCCCCCAGCCUAGAGACAAUCUGUGAACUCCAAAGUGGGUGGUGGUGUUAAGGGUGCAGGGAACAGGGGGGACCUGUGUCCAUCAGUUCAUACCAGAGGCUUUGGUACAGUGUGGUUCUCAGCAAAGACCUGAAGCUGGAGAACCUUCCACCAUCAUCACAGCUGUAGUCUUAUUUACAAUAGUGAAAAGAACCUGAUGCACCAUGGCCAGGCGCACACCCAGUUCCAUGCCAGCCCUUCAUGUUUACCUUUUGCUUUGUUAAUUACCUGUCAGGCUCCCAGAGGGCUUCCAGACUAAUAGGAAGCAUUUCUUUAACCAACCCACCACCCACUGAUUCAGAAAUAGAAAUCACAUUCCACAACCUAAGGUUUCUACCAGCUAGCCUAGGAAAUACUUGAAAUUAGCAUUCCAAUUAGAAUUGGGUCUUUUGAUUGUGUCAUUUACCAAUUAAAUAACUGAGACAUAAGUCUGGGAAGAGAGCCACGAAUCUGCCUUUGAGAUGCUGGCUGAUCUCAAGGCCAUCAAUUAUAGGAGGGAGAAGGGAAGGAUGAACACGCCCAACCAUUACCACCCAGGGCGACCCUGUGCAGCUGGCAAAGGAUUACUUCAGCUCCUGGCCCAGCACAAGCCCUGCUCUGGCCACCUGGCCACAAGAGAGGCAGCCCCCCUGCUUGCAUAGCUUGCGUGUUAAUCCCUGUUGUCCAUUUCCAAACAAGUGCUAUAUCUUUAGAAGUGGCCCUCUGUAGAAAGGAGUCAAAAGACGAGGCCCCUUCUAGAAUCUAUAACAAGAGUGUUGCUAGUUUGGGGAGUUGAAAUUGAGAUCCGUUAUUAGAGAGCAAUGCAGCAUCAUUUAAAUAAAAACUGUGCCUUUUAAAAAGAAAAA